Molecule: messenger RNA, 417 nt
Organism: Plenodomus lingam JN3
Lineage: Eukaryota; Fungi; Ascomycota; Dothideomycetes; Pleosporales; Leptosphaeriaceae
Source: RefSeq, a predicted model, not a curated record
AUGCACUGCGAUCUUGCACCUGCGAGAUGCGUCCAGGGGAUGCCAGCAUGCGGCGACGGAGGACAAGCAAGCGCGUCUAGCACAGCGUCUGCCCUUUUGACAGCGAAGAAACAUAGAGCCCUCGCACUAUGCCGCAGACUCGAGGCACGAGCCGGUGAUGAACGCACCGUAGGCUACAGGCCAUAUGCUGGGCACGCCAUUAGAGCGUCGCCGCUGUCUCCACCACUGUCCAAACUAGCAUCCAUGCAGAUCUUUCUCGGCUCGAGUCUUCGCAGAAACGAACAAGGGUCUGUCUGUCUCUCGCCCAGUUUCGUAGUCCACAUAUCACUGGCUCCCGGUCGACCAUCUCCUCUGCAGUUCCUCACCAUUACACGCUCGACGCCGCAGAGCGAGCUGUCAGACCUGGUAGAGAACUGA